AUGGGCACAGUUGUGCUUCCGCCGUUUGUGGCUGCCGCCAUCGUUGAGCACGCCAAGCGCCGCCGCAGCUCCGCUGGGUACCUUGUAGGGAGCCGCAGCGGCAACCAGAUCAGCAUCACGGACUACAUCCCCUGCACCCACGAGUCCACAGACGAUGUACGCACGCGGACGUACCUGGAGGAGCUCAAGGAGCGCGUCUCGCUUAAGAAAAGCUACACGCCCAGCAUCACGCUGGUCGGCUGGUAUGCGGCGGCCACGCCGGAACCGGAGAAUGAGCGAGAGUUCGAGUUGUGGUGUCAGGCACCAGGCGCACGAUUCACUAAGAAUCAGGCUGUCAUGCUGGUUGUACGCAUGCCGAGUGCAACCGACAUCAGUAUUCGCUGGGAAGCGUACAUCACAAACAAUCUUAGGAAGGGGGACACUGCUCAGUGUGAGCGGAGGCAGCAGCUAGCCGUCUCCAUGGAGGCGGAAACGCCGUCCAUGAACGUGAUGUUGUCGGAAAUUAUUUCCAAGACGCUCUGCGGCGGCGGCGUGCCAUACCCGACGGACCGAAUUACGAACCUCGACCACGUUGCGGCGGAUGCGGCCGCCAGAGAGGGGGAACUAGGCAGAAAAGACGGCAAUCGAAAGGACGCUGAGGCGCGACAGGUGGAGUCGGCCCUGCUUAAGGUGCAGGAGAAACUCAAUCAGGCCAUUUCCCACGCCCGCGCCAUCCUUGCCUCGGGUCACAAGCCCAGCAGUGAGAGCGCCGCCAUUGUGGAGAACUACGAAACAAUUCUGGCGGAGAAGAAGGAGCAGAGUAGUCGCGAUAACUUCAUCACGGAAAGCUAUAAGGAUGCGCUGAUGAUAAAAUACACCGCAGCCCUGCUUCGCCGUCAUUUGACGGAGAUUGAGCGCCAUGGGCGUCAGGACAUGAAGGAUAAGACGCACCACGGCCAGGGCGGUGUGGCCAGUCCACAUGGCCCACGCAAACUUGGUGCUGCAUUUCGCUAA
Messenger RNA from Trypanosoma rangeli, 993 nucleotides. Its product is annotated as putative glycerol kinase, glycosomal. The transcript has a single exon. Gene Ontology annotation, molecular function: metallopeptidase activity; protein binding. The record is from RefSeq and is a predicted model, not a curated record. Lineage: Eukaryota; Euglenozoa; Kinetoplastea; Trypanosomatida; Trypanosomatidae. The coding region runs from base 1 to 993 and encodes 330 amino acids.